Molecule: messenger RNA, 4450 nt
Organism: Medicago truncatula (barrel medic)
Lineage: Eukaryota; Viridiplantae; Streptophyta; Magnoliopsida; Fabales; Fabaceae
Product: formin-like protein 14
Exons: 17
Coding region: 188-4075 (1295 amino acids)
Source: RefSeq, a predicted model, not a curated record
AACAACCUCCACUGUUUUAACAUCAAUUUCUUUCUGUUAUGUAAGGAAAACAAAAUCAUUAGCAAAAUCUAUUAUUCAAAUUUCAAAACUCUCUUUUUUUCUUUCUCUUUCUCUCUCUAAACUCCAUAGCUAGAAACUUCACUUUUCUGAGCUUCAUUCUUCUCCAACCGACCCACAUGCGAAAAGCAUGUCUCUUCUCAGCAGAUUCUUCUACAAAAGACCCCCAGAUGGUUUACUCGAAUUCAUUGACAGAGUUUACGUUUUCGAUUCAUGUUUUUCUACUGAAGCAUUACCAGAUGGAAUGUACCAGCUAUAUCUUCACGAAAUCGUGACUGAAUUACAUGAAGAGUUUCCAGAAUCAUCCUUUCUAGCGUUCAAUUUUCGCGACGGCGAAAAGCGAAGCAAUUUCGCUGAAAUAAUGUGUGAUUAUGAUGUUAUUGUUAUGGAUUAUCCAAAAAACUAUGAGGGUUGUCCUCUUUUGCCACUUUCACUUAUUCAGCAUUUUCUUCGUGUUUGUGAGAGUUGGCUUUUGCUUGGUAAUCAUCAAAAUGUGAUUUUGUUUCAUUGUGAAAGAGGGGGUUGGCCACUUUUGGCUUUUUUGUUGGCAAGUUUGUUGAUUUUUAGAAGGGUUCAUAGUGGUGAACGUAGGACACUUGAAAUGGUUCAUAGAGAAGCACCUAAGGGUUUGUUGCAGUUGUUGUCACCUUUGAAUCCACAGCCUUCACAGCUUCGGUAUAUUCAAUAUGUUGCGAGGAGGAACAUUGCGCCGGAGUGGCCUCCUCCUGAGAGAGCAUUGUCUUUGGAUUGUGUUAUACUUAGGGGAAUUCCUAGCUUUGAUUCAUCUAAUGGAUGUAGGCCGAUGUUUAGGAUUUUUGGCAGGAAUUUGCUUAGUAGAGGCGGACUUUCUACUCAGAUGAUUUAUAACAUGCAUAAGAAGAAGCAUUUGAGGCAUUAUAGUCAGGUAGACUGUGAUGUGAUUAAGAUUGAUAUUCAAUGUUUAGUGCAAGGAGAUGUGGUUCUGGAGUGUGUCCAUUUGGAUUUGGAUCCGGAAAGGGAAGUGAUGAUGUUUCGUGUGAUGUUCAAUACGGCGUUUAUUCGAUCAAAUAUACUGAUGCUGAACACUGAAAACUUGGAUAUUCUUUGGGACUCGAAGGAGCGGUAUCCGAAAGGCUUCAGGGCUGAGGUUUUAUUUGGGGAGGUUGAAAACAUAAGUCCUCAGAGAGCUCCGACGGAAACAGCCAUUUUGAAUGGUGAGGAGAAAGGUGGAUUACCUAUUGAAGCAUUUUCAAGAGUUCAAGAACUUUUUAGUGGAGUGGAAUGGGUUGACAGUGGUGAUGCUGCGGCAGUGUGGCUGCUUAGACAGCUUACUGUCUUAAAUGAAGCCAAAGAGUUUUCGAGGAUGCAAGGUAAAGGAAGUUGGUUUUCGUCACCAGCUGACUCUGAAGAAGAAAAUAAUGGAUCAAGUAUUGCUGAUAGUUCAGAUGAAGCCUUUGAUGUUACUCCCAAAUCUUCUGCUGUUCCUUCAAAAUUAUUGACAUCUGACACCCCUGAUUUGGAUCAUUUAGCUUUUGAAAACAAUGGUGGAAAUUGUGUAAAUCUCACUUCUAGAAUGCCUGAUCAGUUAUUGACUGAUAAUGUUUCACCACCUCAUCAUACCGGUGGUUCCCCUCUAGGUUGUAACACUGAUAAUGCUUCUGGUCCACCUCCACCCGCUCCCCCGCCCAUGACCAGCAAUGCUAGCAGUGCUUCAACAUUUCAUUCAUCUCCUCUACCAGGACCUGUCCAUACAAGUUCAGUCCCAUUACCUCCACCCCCACCACCUCCUCCAGGAUUUGCUCCCAUAGGUUCAGCCCCACCACCUCCACCUCCACCUCCUACAUUUCCCACACGAAUAGGUUUAACCCCGCCGCCACCACCACCUCCUCCUCCUCCAGUUCCAUCACAGACAGGUUCAGCUCCGCUACCUCCACCACCUCCUCCAGUUCCGCUGCAAACAGGUUCAGCUCCACCACCUCCACCACCUCCUCCAGUUUCUCUGCGAACAGUUUCAGCCCCUCCACCUCCACCACCUCCUCCAGUUCCUCUGCGAACAGGUUCAGCCCCGCCACCUCCACCACCUCCUCCUCCAGGUUCUACACGAACAGGAUCAGUCCCACCACCUCCACCCCCACCGCCUCCAGGCUCUACACAAACAACAUCAGCCCCACCACCUCCACCACCACCGCCAGGUUCUGCACGAACUGGUUCAGCCCCACCACCUCCACCACCACCACCACCUCCAGGUUCUACACGAACAGGUACAGCCCCACCACCUCCGCCACCACCUCCAGGUUCUACACGAACAGGUUCAGCCCCACCACCUCCUCCAGGUUCUACACGAACAGGUUCUGCCCCACCACCUCCGCCACCUCCUCCAGGUUCUACACGAACAGGAUCUGCCCCACCACCUCCGCCACCUCCUCCAGGUUCUACACGAACAGGAUUAGGCCCACCACCUCCACCACCUCCUCCAGGUCCUCCACGAACAGGUUCAGCCCCACCACCUCCGCCUCCUCCAGGUCCUCCUCGACCAGGUUCAGCCCCACCACCUCCGCCUCCUCCAGGUCCUCCUCGACCAGGUUCAGCCCCACCACCUCCACCUCCUCCAGGAUCUGGACGAACAGGUUCAGCUCCGCCAGCACCUCAGCCUCCUAAUGCUCCUCCUCCACCACCUGGUCGUGGCUCAUUGCCGGCACCUCCACCUAUUGCAGGCAGAGCCCCUGGCGUGCCUCCACCACCAGGCAAAGCUUCUCUAGCAACAACAAAUGUGGGAAGAGGUCGUGGUACUGGUACGACUGGUAUUGCUGUUAAAAAAACUUUGUUAAAGCCUCUGCAUUGGGUGAAAGUUUCUCGAGCAGUGCAAGGGAGUUUAUGGGCUGAUUCACAGAAACAAGACAAUAGUUCAAGGGCCCCUGACAUAGACAUAUCAGAACUUGAGACCCUGUUUUCAGCAGCAUCUAUUUCUGACGGAAAUAGUACUAAAGGUGGAGUUCGGCGUGGUCCUAAUAUUAAUAAACCUGAGAAAGUACAAUUGGUUGACUUGCGUAGAGCAUAUAAUUGUGAAAUAAUGCUCUCUAAAAUCAAAAUUCCUUUGCCAGAUAUGCUUAACGCAGUUUUGGCAUUGGAUUCUUGUGUUCUGGAUAUUGAUCAGGUUGAGAAUCUCAUCAAGUUCUGUCCCACAAAGGAAGAGAUGGAGAUACUGAAGAACUAUACUGGGAACAAGGAUAUGCUUGGGAAGUGUGAGCAGUUUUUCAUGGAGCUGAUGAAGGUUCCACGAAUAGAAUCCAAGUUAAGGGUGUUUGCUUUUAAAAUCACCUUUUCUGGUCAGGUGAGCGAUUUAAGGAAAAAUUUGAAUACAAUCAACGAUGCAACCAGAGAGGUCAAAGAAUCGGUAAAAUUGCGUCAAAUAAUGCAAACUAUUCUUACAUUGGGCAAUGCUUUGAAUCAGGGAACAGCACGAGGUUCAGCAGUAGGAUUCAAAUUGGACAGCCUUCUCAAAUUAUCUGAUACCCGUGCAAGAAAUAACAAAAUGACUUUAAUGCAUUAUUUGUGUAAGCUUCUUGCUGAAAAAAUGCCAGAAUUGAUAGAUUUUGACAAGGAUCUUGUCCAUUUGGAAGCUGCUUCUAAGAUCCAACUAAAAGCAUUAGCUGAAGAAAUGCAAGCUGUGCAUAAAGGUUUAGAGAAAGUUGAGCAAGAACUCACUGCUUCUGAAAAUGAUGGUUCUAUAUCUUCAGGAUUUCGCAAGGUGUUGAAGAAUUUUCUUGACUUUGCCGAAGCUGAUGUGAGGUCACUUAUAUCAUUGUAUGCCGAUGUGGGAAGAAAUGCCGAUUCUUUGUCCAAAUACUUUGGGGAGGAUCCAGCUAGGUGCCCCUUUGAACAAGUGACACAAAUACUUGUUGUCUUUGUAAAGACCUUCAACAAGUCAAGGGAGGAGAAUGAAAGGCUAGCAGAUGCUGAGAAAAAGAAAUUAGAGAAAGAAGCCAUGAAGGAAAAGACAGCAAAUAACACACAUUCUAGAAAAGACGUGGUUCGAUAGAGAUAUAUUAUAAACAAGCAUGAGGCACGAUUACUUUCAGUUCAAGCAUGCUGAAGUUGAACUGUACAGUUUGCACUCAAACGCAAUUCAUGCAUUUUUGCAUGCAUGCACUAUUGGAGAUCUAUAUGUUCUAUUGCAUGCUGGCCGUUGGAUCGAGGUGCGUGCAUCUCCCCUUGCGCUAGUGGUAAAGGGGAAAUAAAUCAACAAGCUGGAGGUCUUUUGUAAUUAUACCACAGAGCAACUAUAUGUUCUAUGACAAUGAGGCAUUUUGCUCCUCUUUAGAAUAGGGGCCAUAAUAUUUUUUAUACACUGAUGAAAUCUUCGGUCUUCACAUGUAUAUAUAUAUAUAUGUCACCAAUUUCUUUUUUGCCAUAA